AUGCGCAGCAACAAAACCAAACAUCUCAGUGUUGAUGUACUGCCGGCGGGUUUGUCUCUGUUACGGGCGUUGCUCCCAGAUAAGGAACCAAUAGAGUGCGAGAAUCAGCAAAAGAGUCAGAAUGGUCGUGGCUUUACUCUGCUUGGUCCUGCGGACUGGAGUUCAUCGGAGGACAAGUUAUGGGAUUCUGUUGCUCCGCUUCAGGAGCUGUACGGCUCCUUUUGGUAUUGGGCGAAUGAUAUUCUUCUCAAUGAUUGGGAUCAUAUGAUCCCCUACCUAGUUAAACAAGAGUGGGAGGGGCAAGGUGGUUGUCGAACAGUUGCUACCCUUGCCCGAAUUGCUGCUAAGAUCGGACCAGGUCAAAUUCCUACAAUGUCCUAUUAUGAAUGUUCCUCUGAAGACCAUACGGAAAGAAUAGCGUUCACAGAAGAAGUGUUCGAAAUAGUGUUCAGACGACAUUAUCAAAUCUGGUCUGACCAUCUUGGAUUUGACCAAUUUGCAAGAGAGUUUAAAGAGGCUUUAUUCCUCAGCAUGCGAGACCUGUUCAUUGACCGUCAAAUGGACGAAAGAAUUAAGAUGCCGUCUUCUUUGCCGUCUUUGUGA
This is a messenger RNA of Gregarina niphandrodes, 603 nucleotides long. RefSeq lists its product as hypothetical. The record is from RefSeq and is a predicted model, not a curated record. NCBI's taxonomy places the organism in Eukaryota, Apicomplexa, Conoidasida, Eugregarinorida, Gregarinidae. The transcript has 2 exons. Bases 1 to 603 code for a protein of 200 amino acids.